Messenger RNA from Tachyglossus aculeatus (Australian echidna), 750 nucleotides. Its product is annotated as caspase-7-like. Lineage: Eukaryota; Metazoa; Chordata; Mammalia; Monotremata; Tachyglossidae. Gene Ontology annotation, molecular function: cysteine-type endopeptidase activity. Bases 1 to 750 code for a protein of 249 amino acids. The transcript has 4 exons. The record is from RefSeq and is a predicted model, not a curated record. Gene Ontology annotation, biological process: proteolysis.
AUGGCCCGGCCUGCUCGGCGGAACCGAGCCCUCAUCAUCGUCAACGACCGGUUCAGCUCCCGGGAUGAGGAAGAGCCGCUCCAGCGUCGGCUUGGGGCUUUCUGGGAAGGGAAGAAGCUGGCCAGGGCCCUCUCCGACCUCGGAUACCUCGUCGGGCUGCACCGCAACUGCUCGGCCGCCCGCAUCCUUCAGCUCUUCCAAGAAGAGAGCCAGGCGGAGCACGGAGACUGCUUUGUGAGCAUCCUGUCCAGCCACGGGCAGGAGGGAUUGGUCUUCGGUAACCAAGGCCGAGCCGUUCACCUGGCCCAGCUGCUUCACACGUUGGACCCGCGAAACUGCUCCGCCCUGGCCGGAAAACCCAAAAUCCUCUUCAUCCAGGCGUGCCGGGGGGAGGAGAAAGACCCCGGCGUGUGGGUGGAGGUCGACUCUGCCUCCCAGGACGGAGACGGCACCUUCUCCCUGCUCCCGGCCCUGCCCGAAAAUUCCGCCGUGUCGUUCGCGUGUUGUCCCGGUUACGGGGCCUUCCGGGGGGGCGGCAGCUCCUGGCUGCUGGAGACGCUGCUCCGGCUGCUGCAGGGGGAGGAACGCCACCGGGAGCUGAUGCCCUUCCUCACCCUCCUCAACGGGACGGUGGCGCGGGACUUUGAGGCCGGCGGGGCGUUCUCCGGACAGAAGGCCAUGCCGUGCUUUGUCUCCACCCUGCUCCAAGAGGUCUUCCCUUUCUCCGGCCCUCUCCGGCCUGACCCCUGA